AUGGAGGUGGUGGCACUGGACCAUAUCUACUAUGUGGUUCGAUUCUGGUCUGCUGAUGACUAUGAAUUUGCUAAAUACGGAGGGCCAUGGUCGGUAAUGGAACACUACUUAAACGUCCAGGAUUGGAAGCCAAAUUUCGACCCUAAGUCGGCCAAGACGGAACGUGUUCUAGUUUGGGUGAGGUUUCCCGAUCCCCCGAUGGAGUACUAUGACUACCCUUACCUUAUGAAACUGGGAAGGAAAAUCGGUGAACCGAAAUAUGUUGAUGAAGCCACAAGUGUAGGAUCAAAGGGGCGUUUCGCGAGAAUGUGUGUGGAAGUUGACCUCACUAAACCGCUCCUCUCCAAGUUCACAGCCAAGAUGAAGGUUCAAAGGAUAGAAUAUGAAGGAAUGUAUCAAAUUUGCUUCCACUGUGGUGUCUAUGGCCAUGCGGCAGAAGCCUGUCCCUGGAAAUCGGCGGAGGAAGGACACACGACGGCGGAAACAGGUGGUGCUCAGGGAAACGACAGACGACAACCAAAUAAGGAAAGCGAUCAACCGGUGAGCAUUAGACUGGAAAUCGUGGAGAGAUAUGGUACGUGGAUGAUUGCGCCCAAAAAAACUUACAGGCAAAAUCGCGCAAAUAAUGGAAAGAAUAAAGAUCAGAAAGGAAAGGAUUGGGAUGGAGCUAAAGGUCGUAACGGCUCUAUGAGUGGAGAGAAGGGGUCGCAAUAUGGAAAGAAUAAAGGGAAAGAAGCAGUAGAUCAAGGAAUUGGUAUAACAUCUAUGUUUACGGCUUUGAGUGAGGAUAAUGUGGAAGAAACAAUUGAACGACUGAGGAAUCUAAUGAGGGGAAUCAAGUCGAAAAUCAAGUAA
Ipomoea nil (Japanese morning glory) is the source of this 855-nucleotide messenger RNA. RefSeq lists its product as uncharacterized. Lineage: Eukaryota; Viridiplantae; Streptophyta; Magnoliopsida; Solanales; Convolvulaceae. The record is from RefSeq and is a predicted model, not a curated record. The coding region runs from base 1 to 855 and encodes 284 amino acids. Gene Ontology annotation, molecular function: zinc ion binding; nucleic acid binding. The transcript has a single exon.